AUGAGUGGGUCCAAAGUGACGCGGACUUACGAAACGCACUGCAGCACACAUGGGAGGCUGUUUCACACCGUGCCUACCCCGAAUAAGUUCCCUACGAAGUCUCAAAGCCACGUGUUUUGCAAAGUCUGGUUCACGGACUAUGCAAAACACGUGGCUAGUGUGCAUUCGACAAUGCAAUCCCCACGACUUCGAUUGCUACGGCACUCCACGGCCAGCUUGUGUCUGCGUUUGUUGCUGAUUCGACGCCAAGCCGCUUUAGAGCGGUUGACAAUACCAGAUGUGACUUUCUCGUUGGACAAGUACUCCGACGCCGACUCGAAGGAGAAGUUCUGGUUUGUGAAGGAAGACCUCAAACGACUCAGAAGGUGUUUGAACAUUCCAGUACGUAUGGUGACGGCUGAGCGCACAGCCUGCACUGGUAUCGAGGCUCUUUGCAUCGUGCUGCGCCAGUUUGCUGUUCCCGACCGGUGGUACGACUUGAUGGCGAUGUUUGGCCGCUCGUGCAGUUGCCUAUGUAACAUCUACCUCCAAACUCUCGACCUCAUCUACAACAAGUUCCGUGACACGAUAUAUCUCGACUUCAACCGGAUUCGCACCAAGUUGGCGUCCAUUAGCAAAGCGAUUGUCGACAAGGGUGGUGAGGUACACAAUGUGUGGGCGUUCAUUGAUGGGACAGUUCGUGAGUGUUGUCGCCCUGCCGGAGACGAAAGACAGCGAUCCGUGUUUAACGGUCACAAAAGACGUCAGGCAAUCAAGUUCCAAACGUUGGUCACCCCGGAUGGCAUCAUAUCACACGCGUUUGGCCCAAUCGAAGGACGCCGCCACGACCAAUUGUCGAUUUCAAAAAAAAAUGCGAGUUGGAGGUAG
Messenger RNA from Aphanomyces astaci, 867 nucleotides. RefSeq lists its product as hypothetical. The transcript is spliced from 2 exons. The record is from RefSeq and is a predicted model, not a curated record. The coding region runs from base 1 to 867 and encodes 288 amino acids. Lineage: Eukaryota; Oomycota; Saprolegniomycetes; Saprolegniales; Verrucalvaceae.